Argentina anserina (silverweed cinquefoil) is the source of this 2791-nucleotide messenger RNA. RefSeq lists its product as uncharacterized. Lineage: Eukaryota; Viridiplantae; Streptophyta; Magnoliopsida; Rosales; Rosaceae. The coding region runs from base 335 to 2455 and encodes 706 amino acids. The record is from RefSeq and is a predicted model, not a curated record. The transcript is spliced from 4 exons.
CAUAAAUAACACAGCAAGAAUCAAAAGGGCAGAUAAUCCAUUGCUAGAAAGAAAUAAUCAAAAUGGGACCACACUUUGGUAGAAUUAGGAAGCAAAAUGAUGGAGGCUUUCCUCUGCAACUCUGCAUGUGUUUGGUUUUUGGUAGUGGACUCAAGUUAAAAAGAACACACUGAGCUUCUUCUUCCAUCUCUCUCUCGGCUUUCCUUUGUCUCCACUCAUUCCCUUACUCCACGGCUUCAUUCUUGGAGUCAAGCAUCAUCAGCAACAGUACCCCACCUCUCUCCCCAUAGCUUGAGAGAGAGGUCUGCAGAGUUGCUUGAAACCGAGUUUGGACAUGGAGAGGAGGAACCUCAAUUUUAGUGCACCACUUCUAUCAGUGAGACGAAUUACUGCAUCUCCAGUGUCCACAAGUUCAGACUCUGGGAGGGUGACUCCUAGGUUGGCUAAUGGAAGACAUACACUUCCUCUUCCCAAAUCAGAUUUUUCUUUGCAGCAGGUAACGAAACCAGUUGCAGUUCCUUUUCAUUGGGAAGACAUUCCAGGAAGAUCAAAGGAUGAAGAACCAAAGAUUCAGUCUCGAGAAGAGCCUUCUGUUACACCAAGACUUCCCCCUGGAAAGCUUGUAGAAGUUAAAAAGAAACCUUUAGGAAAAGAGGAAGCUGAUCAAAAGGCUAUGAGACCCUCCUUGAAAUCAUUUUCUUCGAAUGAAACUGCAACAGAAGCCAAGUGCUCAAAAGAGGGAGGGAAUGAGAGAAGAGCCUCAAAAUUUGAGGAUGAGAAUGACGUUUAUUCUGAUGCACAUGAGACACUGUCCCCGCCUACUGAGUCUUUCUCCAUGAACUGCAGUGCAGCUGGCACAUGCCAAUCUCAUUCUGCAAAUGUGAAGCCAUCUAUUGAUCCACAAACUCGAGACUUCAUGAUGAAGCGAUUUUUACCUGCAGCCAAGGCAAUGGCGUUGGAGACACCUCACAUUUCUAUAAAGAAGCAACAACAUACAGUACCACAUGAACAACCAAGGAAAGUCACAAGGGUGAUCAGACAGGAUACAAGUCCCUUACCUAAUCAACAACGGUCUCACAUGGAACUAGUUCAGUAUGGCCAAUACAAAGAGGAAGAAGAGAGUGAAGCAGAGGAGGAUGAGUAUGAUGACCCUGGUUAUAUUGCACCAAAGGGUUGUGGCCUGUUUCCUCGUUUAGGCUUGAGAAAUUCUCUGUGCCCUUUACCUGUUCCUGCGAUGAAAGCUAGGGCCCGGGCUCUCAUAUCUUGCUCUUCUAAUGCUGCAAUACCAGGAAAAACUACUCAUAGUCGGUCUCACAGUCAACCACUGAAGCAGGGUAUGAAGAUUACCAAUAGUCAAUCGCAUAGCCAACCACUCAACAAGGCUAUUAAGCCUGCUAAUAACCAGUCUCAUAGCCAACCACUCAACAAGGUUAUAAAGCCUGCUAAUAGUCAGUCUAAUGGCCAACCACUCAAUAAGCGUGAUCAGGAUGCUGCUUAUUAUCUCAAAGCAGACCGUAGAUGUUUUUCAGGUGAAUUACCAAGAUUGGUGAACAAUCAGGCUGCUCACUCCAAUCUGUUUAGGCUCUCUGGUGAGCAACCAAAAGGUAGGGCAUCUCCCUUCAGGCAAUCAAGAAGUCCUUGCAUAUCCCCUUACCGAAAUGAAAGACCUAAAUCUCCCUUUACUGGAGGGGGGUUUCUUGGUGUUCCCAAAGAAGAGAAUGUCAAAGUCAGUAGUAGUAAGUUCAAUAUGAAUGACAAAGUUGGCCCCAAGUCUCAGGAGGUACUAAGCCAUCAAAGAAAUAAACAAGGGUCAUAUACUGUGAUCCCUAUGAUUGAGAAGACACUGUAUGUUGAUACUGUAAAUACUACCAAAAAAUCGUGUCUGAAUUCAAGCUCUUUGUAUACCAAAGAACGAGUAGACUCUGCUGUUGAGGACAUUCGGACCCUAUUAAAGAGAAGUGGGAUGGAACAAAUGUCUACAGAUGAGUCUUUGUUUCAAGAUAUCAAAUGCCUGACUAAUUUUGAGAGCAAUGGCGUCUCAGAACCUGCAGUAUUGGAGUCUGUUGAAGAUAGUUCAUCUUCAUUUUCUGACAUAUCCCAUAUCAAAGGCCAAGUAGUUGCAGUGGAGGACUCCCAGCUAGGAGUUGAUACAAGGAGUGAUGACAUUAUAAAAGAGGAUCCAGGAAAUGCUAGCAUUAUUGUAAUACAGUCUCCUCUUCCCCCACCUUUACCAAAAUCACCUUCCCAGUCUUGGCUCUCAUCGACACUCUCUUCAACUCCUUCAAGCAAACCAGUCUCCACUGGUACCAAAAGGCAUUCUAAAAGGUCGAGUUCCAAACCUUCCUCUGCUGGUACCAAGUGGGAAACCAUUGUAAAGACUUCCAAUUUGCACCAUGAUCAUGUGCGCUUCUCCGAGGAAUUAAUCACUCAUGUUUGUCAGCAACCUAAGAAUUAGAAUGUCUCAGUUCUUCAAAGCUUCUUCCCACUUCCUGAAUAAUAGGGUAUGGCCUUACUCUGGAGAUUCUUGUCCCCUAAUCGUUUUCGCUCAUGAGAUCUCUAUAGAGCAAUAUAUUUUGGUGUUCUUAGUUUUUGCUUACAACUGAUACAGCUUAUAGAGUUAUAGGUAAGAAACAGAUCGAUGAGCCAAAUUUUAGUGUAAUUGGCAUGUAUAUAUCUCAAUAGUCAAUUCUAAAUUGUUUGGCUUCCUCUGAUGCUAAUGAGAAAAGAAUCACUUGUUAUUUUCUUAUUGAUAUGACAUUAUGUGGUGUUGAAACGUUGGUAAGGUUCAGAU